CUUUAUCUCAUUCUUCAUGCUUACAUUAGCCAUUGGUGAUCUCUACAUUCCUGAGCGAGCUCUCGAUUUGCCGGCCAAAUUCCGCAAGUUGUUGUGCCCCAAUCCUCAAAGUAUCCCUACCAAUAGUAAAAUAUCUGAGGUGAUAUGUCUUGGGAACAUCACCAAUUCUGUUGAUACGUUGAAGUUUUUGCAUGAUUUAUCACCUUCGUUGCAUUUAGUGAAAGGUGAGUUUGACGACUUGCCAAUAUUGUCACAGCAGUUGUCGCUGGUGAGCAAGAAAGAUGAGAAUGUUGGUAUAUAUGGGGUAAUAACUCAUGAUAACUUGAGAAUCGGAUUCACCAACGGCUACCAGGUAGUACCCAAGAACGACCCGUUGGCAUUGCUGACGUUGGCGAGAGAAUUGGAUGUAGAUGUAUUGAUUUGGGGAGGAACUCACAAAGUAGAAGCAUAUACCUUAGAUGGCAAGUUCUUCGUGAAUCCUGGAAGCGGAACGGGUGCUUUCAGUUUUGAUUGGCCCGAAUGGUACGAAGAAGAAGAGAACGCAAAGGAAGAAGAAAUAAAGGAAAAUGAAGACGAGGCAAAGCCAGAAAAGUUACAGAAGGCCAAUGUAAUAGACGAACACAUCUUAAGUGAAGUUACCGAGCUCAAUGCCAUAGUUCCGUCUUUCUGUCUUCUUGAUACUUUUGGAUCUACUUGUACUUUGUAUAUCUACACACAUUUGAACGGCGAGGUUAAAGUGGACAAAGUGUCCUACACUAAGGAAUAAGAUGCUUGCACAACGAAUUCCGGGUACUAGUGUUGUAAAUGCCUAAAACUAUUUACGCAACUAUUAUAACAUUGUGGGCAUACACUAUCAAUACAAUACCUGAGAUAGAGUUAAUUUUGAGUAUUCACUCAGAAAGAAAUUUACAGGUAGUUGCUUCUAAGAUAUCAAGUUCUAUGAAUUCUUCGUUCCUUCAUGAGUAGUCAUGGUGAUAAUACUAUAAUAUAUACAUUACAAGUAAAAAUACAGUGGCAGCAAUCAUCU
Messenger RNA from Scheffersomyces stipitis CBS 6054, 1027 nucleotides. RefSeq names its product retromer subunit (gene VPS29). Gene Ontology annotation, cellular component: endosome; retromer complex. The record is from RefSeq and is a predicted model, not a curated record. Gene Ontology annotation, biological process: intracellular protein transport; retrograde transport, endosome to Golgi. NCBI's taxonomy places the organism in Eukaryota, Fungi, Ascomycota, Pichiomycetes, Serinales, Debaryomycetaceae. The transcript has 3 exons. The coding region runs from base 17 to 766 and encodes 249 amino acids.